AUGGUCUCUCUGCAGGAUUUUGCUCUGACUCUGCUGGCUCUUGGUCUCUGUCAGGGUUUUCAACCCAACUUCCACCAUGAAGAGCCGGGGCUCACCGCAGAGCCUUCAAAGUUCGGCUCUCUGUGGCCCCUGCCGCAGAAAAUCCAAAUCAACAGUGUUUCCUUCAAGUUAAGUGUGUCCACCUUUCAGAUCACUGACGCUACAGAGUCUUCAGCGGGUCCAAGCUGCAGCCUGCUGCAGAACGCUUACAGAAGGUACUAUGAGUACAUGUUUGGCGGCUCUAAAAAGCAGAAGACGAAUCAAAGCAGGAGGUCUGACCCGUCGGAGCUGACGGAGCUGCAGGUGUGGAUCACAUCAGCUGACUCUGAAUGUGACGGAUAUCCGAGCGUGGCUUCUGACGAGUCAUAUGAGCUGGUUGUGGAUCAGCCGGUCGCAGUCCUGAAGGCACAAAAGGUGUGGGGAGCCCUGCACG
Nematolebias whitei (Rio pearlfish) is the source of this 472-nucleotide messenger RNA. Its product is annotated as beta-hexosaminidase subunit beta. Gene Ontology annotation, biological process: glycosaminoglycan metabolic process; ganglioside catabolic process; carbohydrate metabolic process. Gene Ontology annotation, cellular component: membrane. Gene Ontology annotation, molecular function: beta-N-acetylhexosaminidase activity. Lineage: Eukaryota; Metazoa; Chordata; Actinopteri; Cyprinodontiformes; Rivulidae. The record is from RefSeq and is a predicted model, not a curated record.